Molecule: messenger RNA, 6219 nt
Organism: Oldenlandia corymbosa var. corymbosa
Lineage: Eukaryota; Viridiplantae; Streptophyta; Magnoliopsida; Gentianales; Rubiaceae
Source: the annotation of a GenBank genome assembly
GUCCUUACUACUCCACCCUUUGGUUGAGGUUACAUAAUCUUAAUCGAAUAUUUGAAGAUCUUCAAAUCAAAUAUUUCAGGAUCAUCAUUUGGGCUGAAACAAAAAAUUGUCUUAACCUAAGUCACAAUUGAACAGCUCAACUUAAACAAGCAUUAUUGGAGUAGAGCACAUUUAGCCCAAUGGGCCUCAAAACAUUGAUAAACUUCUUUGGGAAAGGGUGCUGAUUGUGUGAUAUCUGGAGUUUUUCCUGGCAAUAGGAUUAAUGAAAUGCUUCUUAAACAUGUCAGAAGUCAGAACAUUUCCUUUCUGAUCAAUGGGAACCGGUGCUCAAUGUGAUUUCAUCCGCAACAUUGUGGAAAUUGAGGAUGUUACAAGUCUUGUUCCCUCUGUUCAGGUGGAUGAAUACUAAACAUCCAAACAUCAUGCGAUGUGCCCUUAACUAGUUAUGAACAGAAAGGAAAAUUCCAAAGGUUAACAUGUCGAAAGGGAUACCGUAAACUUCAUGGAUUUUCUGUACAAAUCAAGAGGCAGUUUUCCUCUAUUUAUGUAAAGAGAUGAAAGGUGAACGGGAAGCGCAGCAGCAUAUAGAUACAUACAUACAUACAUACAUGUAAAGAAAAAAAAAUCAAAAAGCUUAAAUUACUUGAAGAAUGUUGAUUCCGAGAUUGGGAAGCUGAGAAAUUUUGGACCAUUCCGAGUCUGAUGAGCCAUUGAUUUCACCAUUGCAUCUUUCCUUGAGAAUAGGGCAGCCGUAAAGCACCAAUACCCGAAAUUUGGUCAGGCGCGCCAUGGCGUCCAUGGAAGGCAAGCAUCGAAGCUUUGGGAAGUCCCAUAACUCAAGUGUUUCUAAAGAUGCCAGGUUUCCUAACCAGUCAGGUAAAGCUUCCAGUGAACCAUAACUCGCUAGAACUAAAUAUGUUAAUGAAGUCAAGUGUUGGAGUUGAUCGGGUAGCGCUUUUUGCAUUUGAGGCAUCCCAUAUAAAUGAAGUUUGCUGAGUGUAGAUGAACAUGAUGCUAAUCCUGCCCAGUCAAACAAUUCAACUGAAUCAUCCGAGAAAGGACCCACAGAAAGUUCCUUUAAGUUGGUCAGGUGAUCAAAUCCUCCAGGCAUGUUACCAUUUCGGGAGAACAAUUGCGGGCAGUCUUUGAACAACAUUGAUGAGAGAGAAGAAAGCCGUUGCAGAUCAACAGGAAAUGAUAUCAAAUUCGAGCAAUUUGUGAUCAAAAUGGACGUGAGAGAUGUGCAACCCUCCAGUGUUUCACUUGGUAUAUUGAUCAAACCAUUGCAUCCUUCAAUUUCAAGAUACUCAAGAGAUGCAAGAUGAUUAUGACUGAUGACGCUGUUGUGUUCUUGUAACGCAAUCAAAUCGGAAAAACAAGUCAGUUCAUCCAUACUUCUUAUGGAAAAAGACUUGAGAGCACCAGCACUACUCCUGAGAAUGUUUUGAACCACAGAAAAUCGCAGAUCUCCCAAUAUUUCCAAUUUAUUAAGAGUGGGAAAGUGAGUUGGAGUGUUGCGCAACUGGGGACAUGCAUUGAUGCACAAGGACUCCAACCUGGGAAACAAAACACCAACAUCAUCACCAUCACAGUCAACUGGUUUUACUUCUUUCCAUUCUGUCAAAUGUGACAGUUGGAUUAGGGCAAGAGUUUUAAGGGCAGGAAACAAUUUUCUCCUGGACAUGGAUGCCACUCGGCCGCCACCAUAGGGUUGGUAGAAUGAAUCACCAAUACAACUAAGGCUUUCUAAACCCCAUAUUGUGAGGUUUUCAAGACGUGGAAGAUGUCCAAAACCUGGAAGUUCCGUGCAUCUCUUGCAAUUGUAAAACUCCAGCUUCACCAACAAUGACAAGUUUCCAAUCCAUUGAGGGAAUUGAUCACCCAUAAAAUCAUCUAUUCUCAACUCUUGUAGAUUUGAGUGAGGUUCAAGGCCUUCUAACACAUGCUUGUCGCAAUUCUCAAUGCCAUAACGAUCUGCACUUGUCCAAUAUAAUCCCAGCGUCAUCAGAUUUGGCUUGCAGAACAAAUUUGCCAGCCUUGCUUCUUCUUUGCCCUUUACAAGUUCAAGAUUCCGUAUAUGAAGUUCACCUUUAAGUUGUUCCAUGUGUCCAAGCUCAUCAAUUCCACAACCCUUCUCUUCUCCUACAUUAAAGAACUUCAGAGUCUGAAGGCAAGUUAGUCGUCCCAUCUCUGGUGGCAUUUGUAACCUCUCAUAGAAGUCAAAAUAAUGUAAGUGCCUCAAACCUAUCAGAUUGUUCAACCUUCGCGGAAGACUUUGCAGAUGGAAGCACCCAUUCAACCUCAGUGUUUGCAAAUUGUAAAGUUUGCAAAGAGUUUCUGGCAGCUCCUGAAUUUUAGAUCGUGAGAGGUUGAGAUAGCGAAGGUGUUUGAGUUUUCUUAUACACCUCGGUAACUCCUUUAUAAUUACUCCACCAGACAAAUUCAGCACAUGAAUGAACUUAAACUUCAGCAACAUUUCAUCAGAUAUGCUACUAUUCACAACUAUUUUUCGAAUAAAUGGUGACGACAUUGCAUUCAGGACCUUUUCUGUCUCCUCUCCACAUGAGUUCAGUGAAAGGUGUCGGACCUGGUUAUUUUUCUCCAUUUUGGAACUUUUAGUCUUUGAAACUAACAUUGCUAGAUCAUGAACAAGACUGUGCAUUUGAUAACGGUCUCCUUUAACUUCCAACAAGGAACUUUGCAAUAAAAUUCUGAGGUAGUUGCCUCCCAUUUCUUCCAUGGUUGUUCCACUUUCACUUUUCUCUUGAAGAAAACCCUCUGCGACCCAGAGUUCAAUCAGUUCAUCUCUUUCUAUGAUUGUGUCUUUGGCAAAUACUGAACAAUAAGCAAAGCAUUUCUUAAUAGAUGGAGAAGGCAAAUAAUCAAAGCUCAGCUUCAGAAUUCGCGAAAUGUCAUCUUCAAGAUCUCUGCUUGGCUUCAAAACCUUGUCAUUCACAAUUGAGAGCCAAUCCUCUUUUCUCUGCAGACAUAGUAAACCUCCAAUGGCAUUUGCAGCUAGUGGUAAACCAUGGCAUCUGCUCAGGAUUUGGGCCUUGUGUUUAUUCAGUUCUUCGGGCAUUUCUCCACCCGCAGUUGCCUUUUGUUUAAUGAUGGACCAACAGUCUUCAUCCGAAAGCUUAUUUAAAGUAUAAACACCGCGACUACCUCCAAGGUUUGCUGUCGUCUUUAGACGAGUUGUCAAAAGACAGCAGCUUCCGGGUAUGGUGCAUAGCGCCACCAAAGAGAGGAAAAAGUCAUCCCACAACUUGGGAUUCUCAUUCCAUACAUCAUCAAGAACUAAAAGAAACCUUUGCCCGUGAAGAUCUUUGCCUACUUCUUUAACAAUUGCAUCUUGGGAAGAUAUUUCGACUUUUUCUUCCUUCAGUGAUUCCAAAAUUGCUCUAAAAAGUUCAGUCACUUCAAAAUUUUCAGACACGCGGAUCCAAAUUCUUUUGCUGAAGUGACUCUCGAUAUGUUGGUUGUUAUAUACGGAUUUAACCAAAGUAGUUUUUCCAAUUCCACCCAUACCAACGAUGGGAAGAACAUAAAUAUUUUGGUUAGAUGAGCCUAACAAAAGAUUCACAAUUUCAGAUUCUUCUUUGGCUCUUCCUACAACAUACUGGGGAACAACACGGGAGUUGGUUUCUCGGCUUUUUGCCGAUUCAACAGCAGCCACGGUUAUAGAAGCAGUAGGAAGCAGUGAAGCUGCCAUCCUGAUCAAUCCAAUCUCAGUAGCUUCGAGAUUGAAGUUUUUCAACUUACAGUUUGCAUCCCUAACCUUAUAACCAAUUCUCCACCGAAAUGAAAUAUCAUGUUUACAUGAGGAGAAGAACAAACAUACCUUCUGUUGAUUCCUUGAUCUCACUUUUCGACGAAGAAUCUCAUAGUUAAGCUCAUCCAGCACAUGAUUAAUCUCAAAAGCCACACUUACAACCUUCUCGAGCCAUCGCUGCACGAGUUGGCUUUUAUCAUACUUAAUCUCAGCGUCAGCCAACACAGCUUGGAUUGUGGCAGCAGAUUCUUGUAAGGCUUCCAAUUCCUUCUUGAGUCCAAAUACAGAGCCAAUCCUGUCCGUGGCCAGAGAUAUUGCUUUCUCCAACAGAACUUGAAUGGUGGCACCAAUUAUUGCAUCCGCCAUUUUCUUUCUUGAUUGGAUUGGAUCCUAAAGAGAGCCCUUUGUUUGGAUGAUGAGCAAAAUAUUGGUUAAACGUUUGUUGUACAUGCUCCUUUUACCUGUGCUAGAAUCAGUUGCUGCUCGGAAUUUUCCAUGAACUAACAUUCGUUGACUUUGGCCACCCAACCUAAUAAUUCAACUGCAGCUCAUUUUGCAAGAUUCAUUUUUUUUUAGUUGUUUGAAAAAAUUAAUGAUUUAGGGUCGUUCUGGACCCGUUGUUAAUGGUAGUCACAAGUGUCACUUUCAGGCUUCAGCUACUUCAUUCAGUUCUUGGAAAGCUGUCACUUUGGAAAAAGUCACCAGAAAUGAAAAUUAAAAAACUAAUUACCACCAACUUCAUAUAGCUUUCAUGGUAACUUCAUAUAGCUUUCAUGGUAACUACCAACACUAGCUUUCAUGGUAGCUUUCAUGGUAACUACAUACUCUAUCCGUCUAUGGAAAAUAGUCCAUUUUAACUCAGAUCGUUCAUUUUGUUUAACUACGCUAUUUUUCUGAGACGAAGGGAGUAAAACUUAAUUGAUUCCUAUUGUCAAAAUAUGGAAAGCUGAAGAUCAUCAUCAUUCACACACAAUAAUGGCAGAAUAAGCAUAGGUAGCAGAAGAGAUAACCUAAAGAACGCGAAUGAAGUCGAAGUUCCAUGGUUAAGACCCUUUUUCCUACCCAAACAAUUCUUCUGCCUAUGUUAUGAGAGCACCAAGCAGUAAAAAUGGAACUACGUAAAUAUGGAUGAAGUUACAGGCCAAAAAAGGUGAAAAGAAAGGGUAACAAAAAAAAAAGAAAAAAAAAAUUGGUCAGGAAAAUGGUAACCACCAGAAAUGGAUAGGACUUUCUAUCACCUUCAAAAAUUCAGAAUUGCAAGAUGAGUUUUGCAGGAAGAGGAACAAUGGACAAAACCUGUUCUUGCAGUGAUUAAAUCGAUCUUCCAAUUUCCGCCUCAAUGACCAACCACCCAGAAUGGCGAUUCCGCUACAACACCACCGUCACUACGGCAGCUUCAAUCAAAUUCAAACUCCUUCAUCCAAAUCCAAUUUCAGGAACAGAACCAUCAUCUACCCAAUAAUUUGCAUGACCCAACAACAAUCCUCCUCUAACGAUGAUGGCCCAUCGGAAGAGAAAUUCCGGCAGCAAUCGACCGGAGUUGCUCCACCUCCGGCAGCCCAGUUCGCCCCACUAGCAUCCACUUUCCAGCGGCGGCUUCUCACCGGAGUCGCCUCCUCAUCUUUGGUUGCCCUCGGGGCUAAUUUCGCCGGCAUUACAAGUUUCCUUCUUGGGCUCGCCCCGGAAGCCGCCCGGAGCCUGAAGCUCGAUGUACUUUAUCCGAUUCAAGGAUUUAGUAGAUGCAAAUAUGAAGAAUAUCAAGGAUUUGAGUUCAUCUAUCCAGCAAAUUGGGUUGGAGAUCAGACAUUGUUGUAUCGGGCAGCCUCGAAAUUGGAAAGAUACCUCGGAGGUUCAACUCCAACUUCCAGAAAUAAUCCUCGGAGAAAUAUAAAUGAACCCGUUGUUGCAUUUGGUCCGCCGGGUUCCAGUGGAGAGCUCAAUGUCAGCGUCAUCGUCUCCCCUGUCCCUACUGAUUUCUCAAUCGAAGCAUUUGGAGGACCAAAAGAAGUUGGAGAAGCGUUGAUCAAAACAAUUACAGGAAAACGUCCAAAUGUGAAGGGAACAUUAGUACAGUCAUCCUCCAGAGAGGAUUCAAAGAAAAAUGUGAAAUACUACUCGUUGGAAUUUCAAGUCGAAAGCCCAACCUUUCAAAGGCAUAAUGUGGCAGUGUUUUGUGCAACUGGUGGAAGGCUUUUCACUUUGAAUGCUCAGGCGCCUGAAUCUCUUUGGCCAAAUAUUAAGUCAGAUAUGUAUCGAAUUGCUGAUUCGUUUACCCUAACAUAGAUGAUAAGACCACAUGAAUGCAUGUAUGGUAUUUCCAAAUCGUUCAAUUUUGGUUUUUCAACAUUGCUUGAAUUUGUUUAAGAGCUUUGGCGUUUACAAAAAGCUUACACACACAGUUGGAGACUUGGAGGUAGAAACAAAAUGAUGAAUGAACCAGUCAACCA